Fragaria vesca subsp. vesca is the source of this 1463-nucleotide messenger RNA. RefSeq lists its product as uncharacterized. Gene Ontology annotation, molecular function: mRNA binding. Lineage: Eukaryota; Viridiplantae; Streptophyta; Magnoliopsida; Rosales; Rosaceae. The record is from RefSeq and is a predicted model, not a curated record. Gene Ontology annotation, cellular component: cytosol. The transcript is spliced from 6 exons. Bases 36 to 1463 code for a protein of 475 amino acids.
CCAAAAACCCUAAUCGGAGAUCUUCUUGAGCCACCAUGCAGCAACUUGAGACGACAGCCGAUGAGAUUCGCUCCAUACGGGUCGACGGGCUGGCGCCGAUGAUGGAUGAGACCUAUCUCUUCAACUGCUUCUGUGACAACGCAAAGGUUGUGGCUGCAACGGUUUUGCACAAUCGGCGAACAGGAUUGCCGCUAGAUUAUGGUUUUGUGGAGUUUGCUUCUCACGGCGAUGCUGAGUUUGUCUUGGAUUCGUACCAUGGUGAGCGGAUGCCCAACUUCAAUUAUGAGAGAUUCUGUCUGAGCUGGGACACUGAUGGUUCCGGUACAAGGUGGCGCUGGGAUUAUACUUACGAGAGUUGCUCUUUCUUUGGUUAUUACGAGGAUGGUAAUGAAAUGGAUGCCAAGGCAUUGAUUACGCACUACAUGGACUCCAUACCCUCUGUUGUUACUACAAAGCGAGCUUACCCGCAAUCUGCCUACCCAAAUACUCGUGGAGUUUCAGGGGAGGCUUUUCCAAAUUACACAGAAAACCAGCUAGAUCAUUCAAAGUCGAAGGAUUUAAGUCCUGCUGACUAUACGGAAACCGAUGUUGACAAGCGUUUGAAGUUUACGGACAUGCCUCUUACUCAUCCUAACAUGUAUCAACAAGGAUAUGUCGGCCCUAGUCUUACAAUCCAACAGAACCAACCUCCAGACCCGAUGCAGUCGAAUGGUGGUUGUGGUGCUGGAUAUGUUAAUGACCAGCAGCUCACCCAAGUUCCUAAGGGAGAUCUGGAAAGGGUUUCCUCAAUGAAGAAUGAGAAGGAGCUCAUCGAAACUUGCGAAAUAACCAAGUGCAAGCAUUGCGCCCCCAAAAUAAAACUGGAAUCUCAGUGGCGCCACCGGGCUUGGCUCCACACCGGGGAAAAAGUCCGUGAAAGCUGCGGCGCCAAAGAGACGAAUAUGCCAUUUGGUGGUCCUCAUGACAGCACUUUCGAGGUGUACAAUAGCAGUUCUCGUGAAUGGUUGGUUCUGCCGGAUCCUCAAGUUUCCUUGCAGGGACAUGACAAUUGCAGUUUUCUUGUAAACUAUAUGAGUCUUAAUAGAUUUGCUUGUGCUGUUGUUGGAUCCAAGAUCUUAAUCUCGAACCCGGCAUUACUGUCUCUAGCCCCUCACGUUCCCAUUAUUUGCUUUGACGUAAAUGAGAAGGAAAAGAAAUGGAGAGUGAUGCCUUCCUUGUUCAAUGGUGAGCCUUUUCCCUUCGAUGGCAGGGCUUUAGUCUUGGACUUGAAUGGUACACAUGAUAAGGUCAUGUUCUCCUUUCGUCAUGAGUGCCUGAUAUAUGUCUCUCGAUUAGCAGAGGAUGAUGAUACCGGCGAUAUAAGCAUCCCUCAUGAAGUCUGUUUGGGGGACCCUCACUUGGUCCGUAACUUGAUUAAAAAUGCUGCUCGACUGUCGUCCACAUUUGUUGAUCUUGGAGAUUAA